GCUUCAUACGUAUUUGCACCAAGCACAUAUGAUUGCACGCGAUCGACAGGGAGAGCGGCCGAACGCUGGCGAACGCGCAUAACGGCUACGUGCGAUCGGUGUGCGGUAGAGCUUCCCCGAGCACCCAGCACCGGACCGACUUGAUAUUCGUUCCUCGGACAAAUGGUACGAAGGUGAGGUGGAUGUGACGAACCGCAGCGACGGUCGAGAGACGUCCGAGCGUACCGUUCGCGCAUCAAGGUGUCUUGGAUCGCGACACUCGGCAAGAGUGUCUUGCUGUCCAUCCUGGUCUUCGGACGAAGGACGCGAGCCGAGUUGUCUUCUCCUUUCGACGAUUAACGUGGCAAAUACGAUGCCACGGUACGCGUCACUGGAUCUACGUGGGUCGCACGAUCCUCGAGCGAGCUAGCUUCCGCGGGAUCUGGCGAAAGUGUCGCACUUGCUGACCUGGACUGGCUGAAUUUGUUCGUUCGACUGCAAAGCUGAUCGCGACUUUGUGCGACUACUCCACGUACUCGCUGUUUGGCGUUCGCAUUAUUUCUGGUGAAGGUGUGAGAAACUCUGAAACCGCAGGAUGAUGAUGGGCGAUCAGUUUCGCAGCAAGAUGGAGCAGUACUCACCGAAGUCCUCGCCAAGGGGCGCGCGAUCCCCGGUUGUGUCUCGUCAGGACUCCACGGGUACCCUGAAGACGACUAUAUCUCUUGGGAAGAAUCCUUCGAUUGUUCACAGCGGACCCUUUUACCUGAUGAAAGAACCUCCAGGAGAGAGCGAGCUCACUGGGGCAACAAAUCUGAUGGCCUAUCAUGGUUUAGAACAUUCCUACAGCAAAUUUAGUGGUAAAAAGCUCAAGGAACAGCUCUCGUCCUUUUUGCCAAACUUACCUGGUAUCAUAGAUAGACCCGGACACCUAGACAACAGCUCCCUGAGAUCAGUGAUCGAAAAGCCACCGAUAGGCGGUAAAGAGCUCUUGCCCUUGACUAGCGUGCAGCUGGCCGGUUUUCGUUUGCACCCUGGCCCACUGCCGGAACAGUAUAGAUACGUGAAUCAGGCGCCACAGCGGAAGCACAAGAACAAGCAUAAGAAGCACAAGCACAAGCCUGGGGAGGUGCUCAGCGGGCAGGAGACCGCAACGACGGACGUAGGUGGCUCCGACACGCACGAGAAGAAGCACAAGAAACAGAAGAGGCACGACGAGGAGAAGGAGGCGAGGAAGAAACGGAAGAAGGAGAAGAAGAGGAAAAAGCAGAAGCACAGCCCCGAGCACACCGGCAGCCUUACGCCGUCGCAGCAUUCCAACUCGUGAUCUCCGAUCUGUCCCGUUCAGUUCAUGCCAAAUCUUUAACUCGAAAUCUGGAAACGUGCGAAUCGUCUGCGUCGCUGAGAUGUACACGUGUAUGCAUCCUCGUCAUUUACAUGCGCAAUGUACACCGUUUUUGGAUUUUUUUCCUGGCUGUUAGAUGUAACGAAAGAGAAAGGAAUCGCAUAAGCGACGUGAUGUCUUCUUUUCAAAUUUCUUCCAAAUUUUUCUUCUAACAUUGCGCAUGAGAGCUCCCUGCUUCACGUGUCGGAAAGCGCCCACGAAGACCUUUCUUAUUUUACUGGAAUUAUAUUAUUUGCUCAACCUCUUAUCAUUCUGUGUGCUGAAUGUAUAUUGCAUAGUCUUACGCGUUUUCAUAAAGAGGGAAUACUCCUGAACAUCGGGUAAGUUCAUGAAAUUUCAGCAUCAAAAUGAUAGAAUUAUUACUUCGAAGUCGAAAAUUGUGUUACUUUCGAAAGCUUCACGGCAAAAUACAAUCCUCGCAAUUGACGAUUUAGUUCGUGUAAUUCCUCAUUUAACACGUGCUAAUAAACUUAAAUAUUCGAGACUUAUUUCUGUUAACGAAACACAUGUGCAAGAUAUGACUGUGUAACGCGGCGAUCAUGUGUGCAGAUUGCGUCGUGCAAUUCGGUCUGUGCAGUUGUCGUUCGAUUGUCGCGGUGUUAGAUUCCAGACGGUUAAAUUAAAUUGUAAAUAUGUCUAUUAUAUAAAAACAAGACUGCAAGGAGAGAGACUCGAAUAGCACUAUCCUGCGUAGUGUUCGUUUGUGUGCAGCGAUCCGUAUUCUUUAAAUCCAGCGCGCCCACGGGUUUACCGAAUAUCGGAGUUUCGAACUUACAAUGUAAUAUUUAUAACGCGAAGGAAGAACAGAGAAUUAAAGUGAUCGAUUUCUCAGCAA
Ooceraea biroi (clonal raider ant) is the source of this 2216-nucleotide messenger RNA. RefSeq names its product mediator complex subunit 19 (gene MED19). NCBI's taxonomy places the organism in Eukaryota, Metazoa, Arthropoda, Insecta, Hymenoptera, Formicidae. Gene Ontology annotation, biological process: positive regulation of transcription by RNA polymerase II. The record is from RefSeq and is a predicted model, not a curated record. Gene Ontology annotation, molecular function: transcription coregulator activity; transcription factor binding. Gene Ontology annotation, cellular component: mediator complex.